GAUCACUCAGUCAACAUAGGAGGGUUUUCCAUUCUUUCACAGACCGUGUUCCUCUUCUCGCUUCAGGGUUUUACUACACCUCCAACAUUUUCUGGGUGGAUGAUCUGUUGCGAAAUAUCAAGAGGAAGAGGACAAUGGCAAAUCAAGCAGCUACCGCUUUCAGUGGAAAUUUGAAGAAAGCACUUGCUGGACUGAGACGUAUUGAUCUAGAUGGUCUGAGAUGGAGAGUGUUUGAUGCUAAAGGCCAGGUUCUUGGAAGAUUAGCAUCUCAAAUAUCAACUGUGGUUCAAGGCAAGGAUAAGCCAACAUAUGCACCAAAUCGGGAUGAUGGGGAUAUGUGCAUUGUGCUCAAUGCCAAAGAUGUCUGUGUUACAGGGAGAAAGCUCACUGAUAAGUUUUACCGUUGGCAUACUGGGUAUGUGGGACACCUCAAGGAAAGAAGUUUGAAAGACCAAAUGGCCAAAGACCCGACAGAAGUCAUUCGGAAAGCUGUGCUUCGUAUGCUUCCAAGGAACAAAUUACGUGAUGAUAGAGAUAGAAAGCUCAGAAUAUUUACAGGAAGCGAACAUCCAUUUGGAGAUAGACCCAUUGAACCAUAUGUCAUGCCUCCUCGGACAGUAAGGGAAAUGCGUCCCCGUGCUAGACGAGCUUUAGUACGAGCUCAGAAAAAGGCUGAAAUGCAAGAACAAAAAGCUAAUGAUACAAGAAAAGGGAGCAAGGAUAAAGCAGCAGAAGUAAGCGCUUGAAGUGUCAUUGAAGCAUAACUUUCUUGAGAUUAUCCUUUUGUAACACCUUAAAUGAGUAUGUGGAUCAUUCCAUAAGUUUGAUUAUCCGUUUGGAUUCUGGAAACUGUAGCAUCAGUCUGUUUUACUGAAAUUUUGUCUAGGACUUCCAUCUUAAGAUGUCAACAAUUGUUUUAGCAAGAGAAAUGGGUUGCUGUUUUAUUUCGUCUUAAAAUAGUUGAAAAAUUGCUGCACUCUGUUUGUUGUGAGCAUGUUAUUGAACAGUGUUUUUCAGUUGAACAUAAUAUGGCACGAAAAACUCAGAACAUGGUUUGUCUGCUUAUCUGUUUACAAUAAUAUGAAAUUCAUUUCAGCUUA
Cannabis sativa is the source of this 1100-nucleotide messenger RNA. RefSeq lists its product as uncharacterized. Gene Ontology annotation, cellular component: ribosome; mitochondrial large ribosomal subunit. The record is from RefSeq and is a predicted model, not a curated record. Gene Ontology annotation, molecular function: mRNA binding; structural constituent of ribosome. The coding region runs from base 135 to 746 and encodes 203 amino acids. Gene Ontology annotation, biological process: translation; negative regulation of translation. Lineage: Eukaryota; Viridiplantae; Streptophyta; Magnoliopsida; Rosales; Cannabaceae. The transcript has 6 exons.